AUGGAAGAAACUAUCGGGAGACUGCUAAAGCAACAGCAGGACUUUUUAGUGGACGUAUUGAGUACAAAUAGAGCAUGGAUGAUUGCACAAUUGGAAGAGCAAAAAACAAAUCUUGCUAAAAUGCAAGAAAAUCCUCGUGAGCCGACCAUAACCUCAACAAAUAUAUCCGUGCCAGCCUUUCCACCGUAUGUGCAUACAAAGCAAAGUUUUGACUCGUACAUCGCACAAUUAACCCAGCAUUUCGAAGCGUAUUCAGUCACGAAGCAGGAACAGAAACGAGCAUUUUUGCUCUCGUGGGUAGGAGCCGACUGUUUUGAGCUGCUAUCCAAACUUUUCGGCACAGAAGACAUACAAACGCAGACAUACGAAAGCAUUAAAGAAAAGUUGUCAACGCACUACAAGGAAAAUGUUCACAUACUGGCCUCAAGAUACGAAUUUCUGUCAUCGAAAAUGAAACCAGAACAAAAGUAUUCAGAAUGGGUUGCUGAACUGCGGGGCAUAGCGCGGAAUUGCAGGUUCGUGUGUAGUAACAAUACUUGCAAAACGUCAUUUAUAGAUGACCUGCUUCGAGACAUUUUAGUUUUGAAUUCGCCACAUGAACCGGUACGCACUGCAGCACUACAAAAGCCUAAUCCGGCACUCGCAGAUGUUAUGGCUUUAGCCGAAAGCUAUGAAACAACACAGGCCAUGAAAAAGCGGAUGUCAUCUAGCACAGCAGAACGCAGCGAAGUAUUUCAGCUGAAACAGCACCAAGCUGAAAAAAAGCUUAAGCCAAGCGCAAGCAAGAGUAACUGUUUUCAAUCCUGCUCUGGGUGCGGGAAGCACCACUCCAGAAGCCAAUGCAAAUUCCGUAAUGCACAAUGCCGAAAGUGCAAUCGUUUCGGCCAUAUCGCACCAGUUUGUAAAGCACAAAGUGCAAUUACCGACAAUAAAAAUAAUAAAAAGGAGAAGCAACCGCAGACUAACAACAAUAACGCUCAGCGAAGUGUGUCAACGAUCAACUUUGUUGCUUCAAUUACGAGCACCGUGCCAAACAAAGUAGGAAACAAAUAUCUGAUUGAAAUAGGGGUGAAUGAAGUACCAGUCAAGUUUCAGAUGGAUACCGGCGCCACUUGCUCCGUGAUUGGCUUAGAUGUAUAUAAUGAAAUUGGAAAGCCAAGUCUUACGCCCUAUCCAACUGGUAAGCUAAUCGCGUAUGGGGGAAGUGCUGUAAGCAUUUUGGGAACUAUUGAUGUCACUAUUCAUCAUGGGCAAAUUAAACGGCUAGUGAAACUUGUUGUAGCUAAUGUUCAGCAAAAUAGUGAAAUCCUUGGAACGGAUUUGCUAGAAGAAUUGGGAUUAUGCGCCUGCCAAGCACAUCACGUAAACGCCGUUACGACGGAUCCUAACGAAAAUAUCGAAGGGCUUUUGAAAAAAUUUGCAGAUGUGUUUGAAGGCACGUUGGGUUAUUGCACAAUUUCAAAAGCUGAGUUACGGCUAAAACAUGAUGCGACACCUAAGUAUUUCAAAUCUCGCCCUAUACCUUUCGCGCAAUUGAAGGACUUCAAAUUAGAGGCACAGCGUCUAACGGACUGCGGGAUAUGGAAACCAAUUACGUUCAGCAAAUGGGCAGCACCCAUCGUAGUGGUUCAAAAAAAAGACGGGCUUUUGAGGAUAUGCGGUGACUUUAAAGCUGUGAACGCACAGCUCGAGGUAGAUCACUACCCAAUACCCCGCAUUGAAGAACUGUGCCGCAAGCUAAGAGGAGGCACAAUCUUUGCCAAAAUUGACCUUUCAGACGCAUACUUGCAAGUGGGUCUGACCGAAGAAGCGAAGCAGCUAAUGGUUGUUAAUACCCCAUUGGGCUUGUUCCAGUAUCAACGCCUGCCGAUGGGAGUGGCCAGCGCUCCGGCCCUUUUUCAGAAGCUAUUGGAACAAGUCAUUGAAGGUAUUCCGAUGUGUAUUAAUUAUCUUGACGAUAUAUUAGUAGCUGGUAAGUCAAUACAAGAGUUAUUGGAAAAUUUGCAAUCAGUAUUCGAGCGACUGCAAGCAUCUCGGUUAAAAUGCCGCAAAUCCAAGUGCACUUUUAUGCAGCGUCGAGUUGAAUAUGUCGGAUUUGUGUUGGAUGCAGCGGGUUGCACGCCAUCUCCAGCUAAGGUUUCAGCUAUAAGUGAAAUGCCGCGGCCUAAAAAUUUUAAGGAACUUCAAGCAUUCCUGGGUAAAAUUAAUUAUUACAAUAAAUUUAUAUCGAAUUUUGCAGAUAAGGCUGCUCCGCUUAACCAGCUACGUAGGCAAGGCGAAAAAUUUCGGUGGGGAGAGAAGCAAGAAAAAGCGUUUCUAGCUCUUAAGCACCAAUUGAGUAGAGCACCUUUGCUAAUUCAUUUCGAUGACCAGUUACCCCUUAUUUUGGCAACAGACGCAUCUUCGCAUGGAAUAGGAGCUUUUAUAUCGCACAGAAUGCCGGAUGGGUCCGAAAAGCCCAUCGCGUUCGCAUCUAAGACGCUUGACCACCACCAAAUACGUUACAGUCAGAUAGAAAAGGAAGCGCUUUCUAUUGUAUUUGGUGUCAAGAAGUUUCACCAAUUUCUGUUUGGUCGCCAGUUUACAUUGCUCACAGACCACAAACCGCUGGUGUCGAUAUUCACCCCUGAUAAGCAACUACCGUCUGUGAUGAUACAACGCCUUCAGCGCUGGGCAUUACUGCUCAUGUCCUAUCGGUAUACUAUACGAUAUAGGCCAACGGAUAAGCAUUGUAACGCAGACGCUCUAUCUCGGCUUCCAGUAGGGCCGGAUGCCGAGUUCGACCAAAGUGAAGCAUGCAUGCAGGUCGAAUCUGACCUAACUGCUUCACCACUUAAUGUGCAACAUCUGGCAAACCUAACUGCAAAGGAUCGCACUCUUAAACAAGUGUGGCGAUUCAUCGAAAAGGGGUGGCCUGAGAAGCUUCCAUCGCAACACCGCGAGCUACAGCCGUAUUUUGUUCACCGGCACGCGCUUAGUUUGGAAAUGGGGGUCAUUAUAUUGAGAACAGAGUACACGCGUGUGGUCCUACCGUUGACGGCACAAGCAACCGUCCUUGAAUUGCUGCAUGAAGGACACUGGGGUAUGACGCGUAUGAAGCAAAUGGCGCGUCAACACUGCUGGUGGCCCUCUAUGGAUACACACAUAGAAAAGAAAGUUUCACAAUGCGAAAUAUGCCAACAGCAAAGUACAUCUUCACCAGCUCGAGCAUAUACAAAUUGGCCUGUAGCUGAACGUCCAUGGCAGCGCUUACACUUGGACUUUGCCGGGCCGUUUCAUAACGCUACUUGGCUUAUAUGCAUCGACGCAUUUUCGAAAUAUCCAUUUGUAACAAAGAUGGCCAGUAUAACGGCUAAAGCAACGAUCGAUGCCUUAAAAGUAAUAUUUUCUGUCGAAGGUCUGCCUGAUACCAUAGUCACGGAUAACGGACGGCAAUUCUCAGCGGCCGAGUUCCAGGUUUUUUGUAACAGCAAUGGGAUUACGCAUCUCACCACUGCGCCUUUUCAUCCGGCAUCGAACGGCGAAGCUGAACGCUUUGUGCGCACCUUUAAGCAAGCCUUUAAGAAAGCAGUCGCGGACGGUAAAAAUCAUUUAGAUUCUCUACUAACCAUUCUUAGCACUUAA
This is a messenger RNA of Rhagoletis pomonella (apple maggot), 3624 nucleotides long. RefSeq lists its product as uncharacterized. Gene Ontology annotation, molecular function: nucleic acid binding. Gene Ontology annotation, biological process: DNA integration. Lineage: Eukaryota; Metazoa; Arthropoda; Insecta; Diptera; Tephritidae. The record is from RefSeq and is a predicted model, not a curated record. Bases 1 to 3624 code for a protein of 1207 amino acids. The transcript has a single exon.